Molecule: messenger RNA, 960 nt
Organism: Fimicolochytrium jonesii
Lineage: Eukaryota; Fungi; Chytridiomycota; Chytridiomycetes; Spizellomycetales; Powellomycetaceae
Product: Oxo-4-hydroxy-4-carboxy-5-ureidoimidazoline decarboxylase
Exons: 1
Coding region: 91-615 (174 amino acids)
Source: RefSeq, a predicted model, not a curated record
GUGGAGAGACAGCCGACAGCCUGCCAGUGGAGCUUAUCGUACCCUCGUAGAUACCCACAGAGACAUACGCCAUCGUCAGAUGCUUCCACAAUGACAACUUUGCCAGCAAUCGCAGACUUCAACACCCUCCCACCGCCCGACUUUAACUCCAUCAUAUCCCUCCUCUUCGAGCCCGCCCCACCGCUAGCCAAAGCUCUGUACGCAGCUCGUCCGUUCGACAGCUAUGAUCGCCUUCUCCAGCAAACCGACGCCAUCCUCCACAAACUCUCGCCAGAGGACAAACUCAUAGUGAUCAACGCGCACCCUCGAAUUGGAGAGAAGAAGACAAACCUAUCUGCAAUGUCGCUAAAAGAACAGGGGUACACCAGCGCCACAGCACAGCAGCCAAACGAAGAGGAUCCACAGGUCAUGGCAAGGCUGAAGGAGCUGAACAACAAGUACGAAGCCAAGUAUGGCUUCAAGUUUGUUGUGUUUGUCAACGGUAGGAGCAAGGAGGAGAUUGUGCCUGUCAUGGAACAACGGUUGAAGGACGGGACGAAGGAGAGGGAGAUGGAGACGGGAUUGAGGGAUAUGGUUAGUAUAGCCCGUGAUAGAUUAGGGAAGCAUCAGAGGUAGUAGCUGGUGUUUCCGCGAAAGCUGCCAAAUGAACAAUGUGUCGAGUGGACCAAGCUUAUACGAUCUACGCAACUAUGUACUGUAGAAUGGAUUGGAUUGCUCUGGCCAGUCCCAAAAUGCCUCUACGAGAUGGACGCCUUCGAACCUUUGAAGCUUUUGGGAGGGAUUGCGGGACUAGGGGAAGGAUGAUUUCUGGCACUAGAUCACGCGCAGCAGCCCUGAUUCUUGUUUGCGAAGGAGACAGAGGCCAGACCGAGGCGCCCGAUGAACUUCAUCUGACCUGCUACAUCUGCAACCGAAUAGAUUGAGGUGCUCGCGGGUUCCAAGCAAUGUCCCUGAACCAAG